This is a messenger RNA of Entamoeba invadens IP1, 474 nucleotides long. RefSeq lists its product as hypothetical. The record is from RefSeq and is a predicted model, not a curated record. Bases 1 to 474 code for a protein of 157 amino acids. Lineage: Eukaryota; Evosea; Mastigamoebida; Endamoebidae. The transcript has a single exon.
AUGGAUAAGCUUCUUGAGUUUUUGCAUCAAAAGGAGUAUAGUGUUUUAUAUGACAGUGAUAUCGAUCCACAAGAUUUAUACACAUGGAGAGAGUGUCUCAAAGACAAACAGAAUAUAGUAGUCUUUCUCUUCCCCCACAACAAAUAUGUUAUCGGGUUUCAUUACUUCCAACAACACGACACUUGGACAAAUUCAUGGACUACUGAUCCAACACAUUUUAUAUUUUACUUCGAUGAAGUUCACACGAUGCACGUCUUUUAUAAGCAAAAUUGUCAAAAGGGAGUUUUAUUUGGAACGGACAGAGAGUUUUACUUUGGGUCGUAUGGCUCGUUUGCGUUAUUUAGAGAGGAGAAUUCGUUCCGAUGUCGGAUAUGGGCAGACGUUCAAACGUUCUGUCCAGGGUUUCCCCCCUGUUUUGUACCAUUUGAGAUAUAUCAAACUGACAGGGUGGUCGUCUGUCAAGUUUAUUCAUGA